AUGUCUCGCAGAUGUCGACCACAAUAUGAACUGGAUUUUGCUGCAAUGUGUCACAAACUCAGUGGAAAGAGUACUGAUACUUCCAUCAGGGAAAUCAUACGCGAUUCUCAGCAAUUGCUUGCAUCGAGGCCCGUUGAGGAGCGAACAAAUAAAAGAACGAAGCUUCUUGAGAGCUUCAGGCUUAAAACCUCAACUCCGCUUAAAAGCCGUAGCAGGAAGCAACCACUUGUUAAUCAAACUCUCGACUUGGAAUCUGUGAUCAAGGAUAUCUCAGUAUGUGCUGCUAAAUAUUCUGAAGACUUCUUCAAACCCUCAGUUCCAUUGAGUGUUGAGAGAAGGACAACAUCUUCGGAAGAAGCGAAAGAAAAGCCAGCUGUGAUUGCUCCAAUUCCAUGUCCUGCUGCUAAGAGCGCUCCUGAAAUUGUUUCAUUCGAGGGAGUUCUGUACCAUUUUAAUGACCCAAUCGUCAUUUGGAUUAAUAAACUUCCAGACGUGUCCGCGGAACGUGGAAACUUUGUAAAACGAGCGAAGUCCAUUCACAGCGUUCAAAAUGGAGCAAGAAUUUCAAAAACAGAAGAUGCUCUUGUUUUUCCGAUGGAUGAGGUCAUUAAGGAAGAUAUUUCCAAUGCGAAGAUGGUUUCUGUGUUUGAAAGCUGUGAUUAUUCCGGGGAGAAACCCGCUGGUUUUUCAGAAUUGAACGCUCCGUCUUGCGUUGUUCUUGAAAUGGUGGUGUUACAUGUGAAGCGUGGCCCGAACAGUGUUUUCUUGUUCGAAACAACCGUCGAUGCGUCUGUGGAUGAAACGAUACCUGAAAUUUCUAAAAUCUACAAUAACGUCCUGAAAGUGAAGAGGAUUUCAGUUGAGGUGGACGAGUUAUGUCGUCAUGGUCCUAGUUUACCGCCGAACAUGGUUGGCUUAUUGGAAGAACAACUUGAGGAGCUGAAGCUCUGUGACAAUGCUUGUGAUCCUCCGAAAGGAACAAUGCAACGGAAGGAUCCUUUGCUGAAGCGGAAUGGGAGAGCACCUGUGGAUUCGGAUGCUGAGAUGAUCCUCAAAACAAAAACAGAAGCUUUGAACAUGCUUUCUCCUGAACAAGUUGAGCACAACGUGUGUCUGACGCUGCGAAAGACGGAGAUAGCCCUUGAAAUCAUUUCUGGCGCCUUGACAGUGGUUUACCCUGCGGGACUCCCAGAAUAUGAUCCCAUUAGAGAAGAGCUCGAAAAUCGCCAAGAUCUUCGGGGUUCUAGCGAUGAGCAAGACAUCCUUGAACCCGACACGGCAGAGCUUUGGUUUGCCGGGAAGCAGCUCCAACGUGGUCAAGCCAAGAAACUCUCUGAUUAUGUGGGCAAAAUUGAACGGUCGAAGGCGGUGGUGAAGCUUCAGAGACCCGGAUUUGGUCCCCCGGGGAUGGAAAGCGGAAUGAGUGAUGAUGAGAAAAAGCAACUGAUGUUACAUGCCUACCGGCGCCAAGAGGAGAUGAAGCGUGGUCCGAACAGUGUUUUCUUGUUCGAAACAACCGUCGUUGCGUCUGUGGAUGAAACCAUACCUGAAAUUGCUAAAAUCUACAAUAACGUCCUGAAAGUGAAGCGGAUUUCAGUUGAGGUGGACGAGUUAUGUCGUCAUGGUCCUAGUUUACCGCCGAACAUGGUUGGCUUAUUGGAAGAACAACUUGAGGAGCUGAAGCUCUGUGACAAUGCUUGUGAUCCUCCGAAAGGAACAAUGCAACGGAAGGAUCCUUUGCUGAAGCGGAAUGGGAGAGCACCUGUGGAUUCGGAUGCUGAGAUGAUCCUCAAAACGAAAACAGAAGCUUUGAACAUGCUUUCUCCUGAACAAGUUGAGCACAACGUGUGUCUGACGCUGCGAAAGACGGAGAUAGCCCUUGAAAUCAUUUCUGGUGCCUUGACAGUGGUUUACCCUGCGGGACUCCCAGAAUAUGAUCCCAUUAGAGAAGAGCUCGAAAAUCGCCAAGAUCUUCGGGGUUCUAGCGAUGAGCAAGACAUCCUUGAACCCGACACGGCAGAGCUUUGGUUUGCCGGGAAGCAGCUCCAACGUGGUCAAGCCAAGAAACUCUCUGAUUAUGUGGGCAAAAUUGAACGGUCGAAGGCAGUGGUGAAGCUUCAGAGACCCGGAUUUGGUCCCCCGGGGAUGGAAAGCGGACUGAGUGAUGAUGAGAAAAAGCAACUGAUGUUACAUGCCUACCGGCGCCAAGAGGAGAUGAAGAGCUUGGAAGCCAGCGAAGAAUUGAGGCAUCUCGGCUCCAAAUGGGCUGACCCGCAGUCGUUGAAGCGGGAUCUCCACGGCGUGACGGACGUGAAAUUCCGCCCACUUUAGGCAAAUUAGACGCCGUGAACGACUCCGUCCCUCAAUUGCAUGUUUUGAAAACUGUCGCGUGUUUAGAUUGCCUGGUCUGUUUGCCGUGAGUAUUUGACCUCGUUCCAGAAAAGGUCGUCUCCGGUCGAGUGAAUGUUUUAAAGGAAGUGCGCCUUCAUUAGUCGCGAGCCGUUCCCGUAAUGUGUUCAACGUGGUUAUUGAUUUCCAUAAUACAUUGGCACAACCGCUUAUGCGUCUA
Messenger RNA from Notodromas monacha, 2569 nucleotides. NCBI's taxonomy places the organism in Eukaryota, Metazoa, Arthropoda, Ostracoda, Podocopida, Cyprididae. The record is from the annotation of a GenBank genome assembly.